Messenger RNA from Arvicola amphibius (Eurasian water vole), 3124 nucleotides. It is a transcript of the gene Tmem25, whose product is annotated as transmembrane protein 25. Gene Ontology annotation, biological process: negative regulation of excitatory postsynaptic potential. The transcript is spliced from 7 exons. The record is from RefSeq and is a predicted model, not a curated record. The coding region runs from base 572 to 1813 and encodes 413 amino acids. NCBI's taxonomy places the organism in Eukaryota, Metazoa, Chordata, Mammalia, Rodentia, Cricetidae.
GCUCUGCCCUCGCAGCGGACUGCGGCGCUCCCCAGACUUAAGCAAUUGCUGGGGCGCUGCUCCGGGAAGGAGCCUGGUGAGCCCUUUGCUCCAAAGCCAGGGAUGCUCCGGCGACCCCCGGCUCUGCGAUGCUCUCUGCCCAAGUCCCCCUUAGCGCCGAGAUUGGGAAAGGGGUGCAUGGCGAAAGAUGGGGAGGGAGAGCCAGUCCUGAAGGGGACCGGGUCAGGAGAAGGACGAUCCCCUGGGGAAACGGGAAGGGCGCAUGUGGACCGACCCUGUGUGUGUGUGUGUGUGUGUGUGUGUGUGUGUGUGGUCCCUCUCUGAGUGUAUCUUUGUCUGUCUGUCUGUCUGUCUGUCUGUGGUCAACUACUGUUAGUACUGGCUUCUGUGCCCGCAGAGUGGCUCUUCCUUUGGGUCUUGUUGACUGUGCCUGUUUGUGCCCGUGUGUUGGCCACUGUGGGCCAGUCUAUACCAGUGCAUGGCAAAUUCUUGCAGGAAUUACUAGGUCAUCCUGGCUGGGACCGAGGCUAUACCCUUUUCUCGGCAGCCUGGAGGCCUAUCCCUGACCACCAUGGAGUUGCCUCUGAGCCAAGCUACCCUUCGGCACACACUACUGCUUCUGCCAGCCCUCUUAAGUUCAGAGGCUACCUGCUGUGUUCCAGGACAGGGGGAGCUAGCACCACAAAUUGACGGUCAGACCUGGGCUGAGAGAGCACUUCGGGAGAAUGAGCGCCAUGCCUUCACCUGUCGGGUGGCAGGGGGAUCUGCCACUCCCCGAUUAGCCUGGUACUUGGAUGGUCAGCUACAGGAGGCCACCACCUCAAGACUACUGAGCGUGGGCGGGGAGGCCUUCUCUGGAGGCACCAGCACGUUCACUGUCACUGCCCAGCGUGCCCAGCAUGAGCUUAACUGCUCCCUGCAGGACCCAGGGAGUGGCCGGCCAGCCAACGCCUCUGUCAUUCUCAAUGUGCAGUUUAAACCAGAGAUUGCCCAGGUUGGGGCCAAGUAUCAGGAAGCUCAGGGACCAGGCCUUCUGGUAGUCCUGUUUGCCCUGGUACGGGCCAACCCACCUGCCAAUGUCACCUGGAUUGACCAGGAUGGACCGGUGACUGUCAAUGCCUCUGACUUCCUGGUGCUGGAUGCUCAGAACUAUCCCUGGCUCACGAACCACACUGUGCAGCUGCAACUCCGCAGCCUGGCGCACAACCUCUCAGUGGUGGCCACCAAUGAUGUGGGUGUCACCAGUGCCUCGCUUCCGGAACCAGGGCUCCUGGCCACCCGAGUAGAAGUGCCACUGCUGGGCAUCGUUGUGGCUGGAGGGCUUGCCUUGGGCACUCUAGUGGGGUUCAGUACCUUGGUGGCCUGUCUGGUCUGCAGGAAAGAGAAGAAAACUAAAGGCCCCUCCCGGCGCCCAUCUCUGAUAUCUAGUGACUCCAACAACCUGAAAGUGAAUAACGUACGCCUGCCACGGGAGAACAUGUCCCUCCCAUCCAACCUUCAGCUCAAUGACCUAACUCCGGAUCUCAGAGGGAAAGCAACAGAGCGGCCAAUGGCUCAGCACAGCAGCCGUCCAGAGCUUCUGGAAGCCGAGCCUGGUGGCCUCCUCACCAGCCGAGGUACUAGGCAGAGUCCUGCCCUUCUCCUUACCUCCUCUCCUCAUCCCUGUGUUUAUAUCCAAUACCUCUGGGUGCUGGAAGCAGAAAGGGCUCCCUCAAGCUCCAAAGACCAGGAUUACAAAGUCCCUGGCAUCUCUGACCCACAGGCUUCAUCCGUCUGCCAAUGCUGGGCUACAUCUACCGAGUGUCCAGUGUAAGCAGUGAUGAGAUCUGGCUCUGAGCUUGAGGGUGAGGCAUGAGGCUCAGGUGGCUCCCCAGAGCACCCCACCUCAAUGUCUCCUUCAAGCCUUCCUCCGCUGGGCCACGUUUUGACUGUGAAGAAGCCAUGUCACUGCCACCUGGUCCUCGUGGCAGGGGUACCCUGUGGGUCAUGCAUGAUGUACUUCACUGCACUCUAACCUGCAAGGCGUAGUCUAGCCUUGGCAAGACCAUUGGUCAGAAAUAGGCUCCUUGCACUCACUCAGUUUGGGGCCUUGCAUGUGGUAACUGGGCCCAGGCUCUGGCCUAGUGUGUUCAGGUGUCACCCCACAUGUAAGAGAUGGGCCUACUGUAUCCUCUGCCUCUCAUACAGUAGAUGGGCCUACUGUAUCCUCUGCCUCUCUUGUAUCCUCUGCCUCUCAUACAGUAGAUGGGCCCACUGUAUCCUCUGCCUCUCAUACUAGUAGAUGGACCUACAAGUAUCCUCUGCAUCUCAUACAGUAGGCAGAGGGAUGCCUAUGUGGGGGACAGGAGGGCCCCUGCACAACUCUACGUCCUUCCUAUGCUAUGCAGCUUUGUCCCCUCAGGGAAAACAGGACCCUGCUAGCUGAACAGAACCAAAUUGUCCUUUGCUCAGGAACCAGCCCCUUGCCCAGGGAUCUGGCCAAGCACAAAUUAGUCCCUUUUGCUGCAUAUCUCUGCUUUUUUGUCCCCACCUCCUCUUGGGCAUACACUAGACCUUCUCCACUGGGCAUUAGACCUCCACUGGCUGGAGCCCCCAGGUGUCAGCCUCUGGUAUUAGCACAAGAUGAGCGGGAAGAAGUGGGAAGGAGUCUGCUGGCCCCCAGGACGGCAUGUAGCUAUGCAUCGUUUUGUACAACUGUCCCCCUUUAAGCACAUUCCCUAGGGAGAGGAGGGCCUAUGGCCUUCUUAGGUUUCCCAUGUUUGGCCUUCAGCGGUUCACUGUGAGUGUUCUGAGCGCUCAGGAUUGACGGUUUCCUUCUCUGCAUGUCUCUCCCCAAUGUAGCAAUAUCCCUGACCAGUCCCUGGCUGCCCCAUCCUAUUUGGUGGAUGGUCACAGUGGGCAUAUAAGCCAACAGUGCCACAAGACCUAAGUCCCUAAGGGGACACAGAGAAAGCAGGAACCACAUAACCCCAAAGAGCUAAGAAUCCUUUAAACAGCAACAUGGAAAUGACUGGAGAGCAACAGAGCACAGAGUCUGUUUUCCCUCCUUGGUAUAUUGUUUUGUAAUUUUUCUCAUGUUACUGGCUCGUGCUGCACACACAGUAAACUACCGCGAUUGAAUAAG